AUGGAAUCACUAGCCCUGUUUGUUCCAAGCACUAACAAGCGGACUACAAGUACAAUAAUUCGACUUGUAAUAUAUUCUUACCUGUUCGUUUUACUAAAAUGUAAACCUUGUAGUCCUUGGAGGGGACAUAUUCCUCUAUCAUCGCAAUUUCCAAGAACUGGUAAAGCCUUUAUCCAUCCUUCUGCGGGUGAAUCGCAUAACAUACCGAAGAAUAGACGCAAUUUUAAGUUUAAUGCACUAGAAGAUGCUAAUGACAACGUAUCAGACUUGAAAAAUGUUCUUCAGGACAGGGUAGGAUUAUCUUCCGAAGCGUCCAAAUUGGAUUCUGCAAAAGUAUCAAAAUUUGAAGACUCUGAGUUAAAAUACGAAACUGUUAAAGUUGAAUCUCCCAAGAUUAGUGUCAGUGGAGAAGUAAGCUAUCCUUUCCAAGCAGAGGUUAGCCGAGUAAUGGACAUUAUUGUAAAUUCACUAUAUACGGAUCGCGAUAUAUUUUUGCGUGAGCUCGUAUCUAACUCAGCAGAUGCAUUAGACAAGCGACGAAUUAAAGCAGAUCCUGAUGAAAAAAUUGCAAAAGAGGCGUUUGGUGGCAUUCGUAUAAUACCUAACAAAGUAGCAAACACGUUGACCAUUGAAGAUGAUGGUAUCGGAAUGACAGUUGAAGAGUUAAAGAAGAAUUUGGGUACAAUUGCUGAGUCCGGAACUGCAAAAUUUUUACAGCAGUAUGAAGCUGGAAAAAGUAGCUCAAACUUGAUUGGUCAAUUUGGUGUUGGUUUUUACUCCGCCUUUCUCGUUGCUAAUACAGUUGAAGUCUAUUCUCGUGCAUAUGGACUAGAAACAGGUCCAGUUCAUAGAUGGAAAUCUGACACUACCGGUACAUUUAGUGUGGCACAGGUUGCUGAUGACUCUAUUAACAAAUCCUUUAUGCCAUGUGGUACUCGCAUUGUCUUACACCUGAAACCAGAGUGUGAUGAUUAUCUUGAAGACUACAAACUCAAGGAAUUGCUCAGAAAGUAUUCAGAGUUCGUUCGAUUCCCAAUUCAGGUGUGGGUAGAAAAGGUAGAAUACGAAAGGGUACCUGACGAGACUACGGCUGUAGAGGGGAAACCUGGUCGUUAUAAGACUGUUACGAAAAAGAGAAAUGAGUGGGAAGUAGUAAACACGCAAAUGCCAAUUUGGAGAAGAAGUCAGGAUGAUAUACGCCCUGAAGAUUACGUUUCAUUUUAUAAAUCCACAUUCAAGGCUUAUGAUGACCCGCUUUCUUAUAUCCAUUUCAAAGUAGAAGGUCAAGUAGAAUUCAGCUGUUUGUUGUUUGUACCUGGGUCAUUACCUUGGGAGUUGUCUAGGAAUAUGUUUGACGAGCAAUCCAGAGGAAUCCGCCUAUACGUGAAGAGGGUUUUCAUAAACGAUAAAUUCACAGAAGCGAUUCCUCGUUGGUUGACAUUUAUCAGGGGUGUUGUAGACAGUGAUGAACUCUCCCUGAAUGUUGGCAGAGAGUAUCUGCAAAAAUCUAAGGCUCUUACGGUAAUAAACAAGAGAAUUUCAACAAAGGCAGUGGAUAUGCUUAAAAAUCUCAAGGCUUCGAGCCCUGAAAGAUUUAAGAAGUUUACCGAUAACUUUGGGAAGUAUAUAAAGAUUGGUAUAGUAGAGGAUCGUGAUAAUCAACAAGAACUGGCUUCUUUGACAUCAUUCUACUCUUCCCAUGGUGGUAAUGAUCGUGUUUCUUUGGAUGAGUAUAUUGAACGAAUGAAGCCAAACCAACCAGCUAUAUACUAUGUGACUGCCGACUCCAUACAAUCAGCAAAGAAUUUGCCUUCACUGGAAAAACUGAAAGCUCUAGAUUACGAGGUUUUGUUCUCCCUGGAACCACUUGAUGAGUUCUGUCUAGCUUCUAUCGCCGCGUCGAAAUACAAAAAUAUUAUGGUUGUAGAUGUUAACAAGAGCGACUUAAAACUCCAAGAACCUACAGAGGAGGAGCAAUCUAAGGAAGGUGAAAAGAAGAAUCCUCUUGAGUUUGAAACACUCUGUGGGUGGCUGAAGGGUCUUUUCCACGACAGAUUACACGACGUCAAGGUCAGCACCAGAUUGGUGGAAUCACCCGCGCUUUUGGUCCAGACAGAUUUUGGGUUAUCACCCAGUAUGCAAAAGUAUAUGAAGCAACAAGCUACUUCUGCAGGUAUGGACGAGACAGAACUAUUUGGGACAUCAAUGGUCAGCAAGCCAGUUUUAGAGAUAAACAUCGACCAUCCCAUUAUACAACACUUGAAUGAGAUGGUAAAGAAGGACAAGUUAGGAGAUGCACCGAGAGAUAUGGCUAAACAACUGCUGGAUGUUGUUUCCAUCCAGGGAGGAUAUACUAUUGAGGAUCCCAGCUUGUUCGCAAAGAAUGUUUUAAACCUUAUGCAAAGGGAAGCUUCCAAAUAUUUCAGCGAAGAAGCUGCCAAGUCUUAA
Molecule: messenger RNA, 2448 nt
Organism: Theileria equi strain WA
Lineage: Eukaryota; Apicomplexa; Aconoidasida; Piroplasmida; Theileriidae
Product: heat shock protein 90 HSP90, putative
Exons: 3
Coding region: 1-2448 (815 amino acids)
Biological process (GO): protein folding; protein stabilization; cellular response to heat
Cellular component (GO): perinuclear region of cytoplasm; plasma membrane; protein-containing complex
Molecular function (GO): ATP binding; ATP-dependent protein folding chaperone; ATP hydrolysis activity
Source: RefSeq, a predicted model, not a curated record